ACACUUGCCGCGGUGGCUUCUGGGGGGGAGCAGGAAGUGGUGGUCAGAAACAGUGUCCAAAAUGUCCGCCUUCGGUCUGACGUCCUUGAGCCGCUGUGGGGUUUUGGCGUUCCGUUCCCCCGCCGGUCUGGUGGCUGUUCGGUACGCCCAAACUGCUGCAGCUCCGGCAAAACAGCCUAGGAUAAAGAAAUUCCAGGUGUACCGCUGGGACCCAGACACCCCAGGAGACAAGCCCCGGAUGCAGACCUUUGAGAUCGACCUCAACACUUGUGGCCCAAUGGUUCUUGAUGCCCUCAUAAAGAUUAAGAAUGAGAUGGACUCUACUUUAACCUUUCGCCGCUCCUGCAGAGAAGGUAUUUGUGGAUCCUGUGCUAUGAACAUCAAUGGGGGCAACACACUCGCCUGUCUCAAUAAGAUUGAUACCAACACUAGCAAGCCAUCUAAGAUCUACCCCCUACCCCACAUGUAUGUGGUCAAAGAUCUAGUACCUGAUAUGAGUAACUUCUAUGCCCAGUACAAGUCCAUUGAGCCCUACCUGAAGAAGAAGGAUGAGUCCAAAGAGGGAAAGGAGCAGUACCUGCAGUCCGUGGAGGACAGACAAAAACUGGACGGGCUUUAUGAAUGUAUCCUGUGCGCCUGCUGUAGUACUAGCUGUCCCAGCUACUGGUGGAAUGGGGACAAAUAUCUUGGACCUGCUGUCCUUAUGCAGGCCUACCGCUGGAUGAUUGAUUCACGGGACGACUUCACAGAGGAGCGCCUGGCCAAGCUGCAGGAUCCGUUCUCCCUUUACCGCUGUCACACUAUCAUGAACUGCACCAAGACCUGCCCCAAGGGGCUGAACCCGGGAAAGGCUAUAGCAGAGAUUAAGAAGAUGAUGGCCACUUACAAGGAAAAGAGAACUGCUACUGCUUGAACCCUCAGUCUAGACUCUUCACAAACUUUCCUCUGUCUCAUCUUUCAGUUAAAAUACUUAGCAUGUGCCGGUGACCUCUUUUACAUAGACAUUCAGACAUGGGAGACAGCUGCUGAAGAUGUGAGCACAGUGGUUGAAGUAUUGGGGGCUCUAUGUGGGGCCCAUGCUAACGCACAUUUGUAUGUAUGAUCGGGAGAGUGUGUCAGAGUCAGGGACUAUAUAUUGUAGAUAUUUACCGAUGACUCUGAUGUAUUUGUACAUUUGUGAGAUAUGAUGUUCUAGAUGGUGAUCAGAGCGAGUCAUUCUCUGGUUCAUCCCUAUUUCUUUCAGAUUUUACCCUUUGCGUGUAUUGCCUCAGCGAAUUAUUCGUUCACACAAAACUGUAUUUGAUUCUUCACCAAACCAAAAACAGUAUCUAUUUACAUGUAUAAUAAACAGUUAUUAUGCAUUGUUUUCCA
Molecule: messenger RNA, 1371 nt
Organism: Lampris incognitus (smalleye Pacific opah)
Lineage: Eukaryota; Metazoa; Chordata; Actinopteri; Lampriformes; Lampridae
Gene: sdhb
Product: succinate dehydrogenase complex, subunit B, iron sulfur (Ip)
Exons: 8
Coding region: 62-913 (283 amino acids)
Biological process (GO): tricarboxylic acid cycle; aerobic respiration; respiratory electron transport chain
Cellular component (GO): mitochondrial membrane
Molecular function (GO): 2 iron, 2 sulfur cluster binding; electron transfer activity
Source: RefSeq, a predicted model, not a curated record